Messenger RNA from Sorex araneus (European shrew), 1287 nucleotides. Its product is annotated as ropporin-1. Bases 16 to 654 code for a protein of 212 amino acids. Lineage: Eukaryota; Metazoa; Chordata; Mammalia; Eulipotyphla; Soricidae. The record is from RefSeq and is a predicted model, not a curated record. The transcript has 5 exons.
CAGAUCAACAAAUCAAUGCCUCAGACAGAGAAGCAAGUGUGCAUUCCCCCGGAGCUGCCGGAAUUGCUGAAGCAGUUCACCAAAGCUGCCAUUCGGACCCAGCCCCAGGACCUCAUCCAGUGGGCUGCAGAAUAUUUUGGGGCCAUGGCCCGUGGAGAGAGCCCUCCAGUGAGAGAGCGGGCUGAGCGAGCCCCUUUUUCGAACUGGGCAGAGCUUACACCUGAGCUGCUAAAGAUCCUGCACUCUCGGGUUGGUGGCCGAUUGAUCGUCCAUGCAGAUGAGCUGGCCCAGAUGUGGAAGGUGCUGAGUCUCCCAACAGAUCUGUUUAAUAGCGUGAUGAAUGUGGGCCGAUUCACGGAGGAAAUAGAGUGGCUCAAGUUUUUAGCCCUUGCUUGCAGCUCUCUCGGAGUUACCAUUGCAAAAACUCUCAAGAUAGUGUGUGAAGUUUUAUCAUCUGACCGUGAUUGUGGACCUCCACGGAUUCCUUUUAGCACUUUUCAGUUUCUCUACACAUACAUUGCAGAAGUGGAUGGGGAGAUCUCUGCCUCACAUGUCAGCCGAAUGCUGAAUUACAUUGAACAAGAAGUAAUUGGUCCAGAUGGUUUAAUCAAGGUGAGUGACUUUACCCAAAACCCCCGGGUUCGGCUGGAGUAAAAGCACCCUUUUGGCACUUUCAAAGAAGACAGAGAUGAUUGAGCUUCACAAUGAUUGAAUCUCUUCUGCCAUCUGAUGUCAAAUUUCUUGUUAAACUGGUACACACUAAUAAACAAUUAGGCAAACAUGUGAAAUCAGAAAUGUGUGUAAGUGAGAUAUAAAAUUGUAUAAACAAAACAGAAGAUUAGCAUUCUCCUAACACAGAUACAACACACAAAGCCUGGAUAGGAAAUGAUUUUGAAUCAAAGCCAGACAGUGAAGGUACCACCUAAAUUCUGACCAUACUCUCCUAUUUCCUAGGGUACAGCAGUAUCCAUGCACAAUUUUGAAGUCAAUCCACAGGAAGCACUAAUAAAGCAUUACAGAGAUAGCAUUAUAGAGAUAGCAUUGCAUUGUCCAUAGAUUUUUCUGACACUAUUUACAGAGUCACACGACCCUCUUGGAAACUUUUGUCUGAGAAAGCAGAUGAGUUUAGCAGACUGUGUGGUUAUUAUUCUGAAGGGCAAGUGUGACCGGCAUGUAAGCAUGUUAAGUUGUUAAAAGUUAUUUCUGGGGGGAUAUCAUGUUAUCUUAGCUUUUGAUAUACAUUUGUAUCUAUAUGAAUGGGGGAGAAAUUUCUCUAUUAGUGUCCAA